AUGUCUGAAGAAGAAAAAAACGACCAACCAGCGCCUCCUCCAGCUGUAGAGUCUGAGCUCUCUUCAGAAUCUUCCUCAGACUAUGAUGAGGAACCACGCAUUAACAAGAAAGAAGCAAGGGAAGAUUUCCGCGAAUUAAUUUCAAACCGCGGCCCACGUCUUUCCCGUCAAAUUGAUUCCUCAGAUUCUAGCGGUGAUUUAGAAAGUGAUGAUGAAGAAUUGGACACAAGGGCUCCAAAGAAAGAGCGCGUUAAAAUUAGAAAAGAUGAUUUCGUUGUCGGAGAUGAUGGAUCAGAAAUUUACCACAAGAAAACAAGUUACGCCGUUUCUGCAAAUGCAAACUUAACUUUAAACUCAGAUCAAAUCAAAUUUGCUAAUAAACUUUUCGCUGAACCAACAGAAGCACCACACGUCAUCAAACCUAAGAUGCCAGAAAUUCCUGAUGUCGCUCCCGUCAAUCUCAUUCCAAAGAACGAAUUCGAACGUGAAUGUGAUCGCAUUCCUCACGAUGUCGACGAAUCCAAGAUUGCUGAUGAAGCCAGAUGGAUUAUGGACCAGCACUUCAAGACACGUGGCGGUGGAGAAAGAGAUAUCGAAGCUCUCGUUGAAGUUCUCAAAGAAUUACAUAACGAAAAACACACUCCACAAUUCAUUAUCAACUACAGAAAGAACAUUUACAGAGAUACCGUCAUUGGUGAUGAGGAUAUUUACCAUAUCCAGAACGCAAUUCGCGAAUUCAAGAUUUUCUCAGAGAAACGUAUCAGAAUCCAGCCACUCAUUGAGCAUCUCGGUCUUACAUCAGAUCCUUCAGAUGAUGACCAGAAGACAGCCAUGCUUCGUCACUUCAUUCGUAACGCUGAUGACACAUCUCUCGACGAUCUCUACAAUUUCGAUGAAUUACAGAUGAACCCAGAGACCACACCCAAGAACACUACCUUCAAGCGCAACGCCGAGUACUUCCAAGCUUAUAUCGAUAAGUUCAUCUACUCACCCAUGGAUUUCGUCCACAUUUUGUCUCUCAACAGCUCCCUGAACGAUCCACCAGAGCCACAGACCGAUCCACAGCAGGCUCUCCAGAGCUGGCACGAUGAAUUGUCCACGAAUUACCCAUCUGUCUUUCCAAACAUCGAAGUCAUGACCCGUCAGAUGGUCGGAUUCGCCGCCAAGCAGUUGGCCACACAUCCUCUCUUCAUCGACAUGCUCAGGACACGUUUCUCACCACACAUUGUCAUCAACACACAGCCAACAACUUCCGGAGCCAAGUCAUCCAUGAUGUAUCCGAAGGGCAAGUACGGCUCAAUCAAGCGCCUCAAGAACAAGCCGAUCAUCUCAUUCAACAAGACCGACAAAUGGCUCUUGAUUGUUGAAGCCUUCCAGAGCGGCAACUUGACAUACACGAUCGACACCGACAAAGGCAUUGACAAAGAGAUCGAAGAGAUUUCCACGAAGUACAGGAUGAGGUAUCCAUCCGACUGGGACUCCCUCCGCAAGGACAUUCUCCAGAUGGCAAUCAAGGACUUCAUCUGGCCACAGAUUGUCAAGGAGACAGAGGACGAACUCAAGAAGAACGCUGAGAAAUUCGUCUGCAACGAGAUUGAGACAAGACUCUUCUCACACUUGACAUCUCCUCCUUACACACAGUUGUCAACAUCACAGCCAUACAUCCUCAAGUCCCAGAAGAUCCUCGCAAUGCACUACACAUCCGAUGACACAAAGCGCAAGAUUUACGCUGCAAUGGUAAACGAGAAAGGAAACAUCAUCGAUUCUCUUUACUUGCACUCCAAGAUCAUCGACUCGAAGGUCAUUGUCAACUGGGAUGAUCCUGACAAACAGAUCAAGGAAGGCUCUGCAAACAACCUCGCAGCAAAUGACCUCGAAGUCAUCAAGUCAAAGGUUGCUUUGGUCAAGUUCAUUGAAACACACCAUCCUCCUGUCAUCGCAAUCACAGCUUCAUGCCUCAAGUCUGCUUCUUUGGUUCACGCAAUUGUCGAACUCGUUCACAGCAGAAUCCAGCCAGAGUCAAAUCGUCCAAGAGUUCUUUUGGCUCCUGUCGAACACGCAAUUCUCUACGCUCACAGCCGGGACUGCUGCAAGGCCGAAUUGCACGAACUUCCAAAGGACAAAAGAGCUGAUGGCGCUGAGUUCUUGAUUGCUGCAUCAACAGCCAGAAGAAUGCAGAAUCCAAUGGCAGAACUCUGCAGACUCAUCACACCAAAGAAGAACCAUCUCACUGACUGGGCCAUGACACCUUUCCAGUCUGUCUUCUCCGGAAACAACGACAACACAUCUCCUGUUGCACAGGCAAUCGAAAGAGCCUGCUUGAGAGCCAUCGCAUUGACAGGUGUUGACAUGACAGCGGCCAUUUCCAAUCCAAAUCUCAGGUCAACAGUUCAGUUCAUCCCUGGUUUGGGUCCACACACUGCAGAGAAGAUCAUCGACAUCGCUCAGAAGGACAACAUCAAACAGAGAUCGAAACUCAGAUCAGCACUCCACGAAUUCGAUGACAUGGUUGUCAAGAACGCUCUUCCUUUCAUCAGAUUCCCAAUGGAGAACAAGUUGAACGACGACCAUUCACUCGAAGACAACAAUUACCUCGACGGAACACUCAUCCCAAUGGACGAAUACAACACAGCAAUGGAUAUCCUUAAGAGAGGUUUCUUCGAGUCCCAGUACAUCGAGACAAACAUCAUCGAACUCUUCUCCCGCACUUCAAAGGACACAGACAUCACUGAGCCAGUAAAGAGAUACGUCGCUGUUUCCCACUCAAACAACGAACCUCUCAUCGAAUUCAUCGCUCAGCAGCUGAGAUUAGGUCCGUACGAAACACUCAGAUACCCAGCAGUUGAUUGGGAUGCUCCAAAGCCAAAUCCGAAGUCUCCUCUCGAGAAAUACCAGAGCGACAGAUUGGCCGUCCACGAUGAUGAAAACAACUACUACAGAUGCAUGAGUGACCACGAAGUUUUCGAAGCACUCACAUCAGCAUCCACAGAAACAAUCCAAGAAAACGUCAUCACAGCGAUCAGAAUCGUUAAGAUUGACACAAACAGGAUGCAAGUAAUUGUUGGUGAACACUCCAGUGGCAUCAGAGCUUUCUGCACACAGGAUGUUGCAAACAAUGUCCAGUACUUGAGAAAGACAUUGGACACAAACAUCGAUUCAUUUGAUGGAAGAGACACAUCGAGUGAAAGAGAGUUGAUCAACACAACACACGAUGCUGUAAUCACAAGAGUUGAUGAGAGCAUGGUUUCUAUCGAUGUCUGCUACAUCACAGACAUAAUCGAGAAAGCAAAGGAUUACCACAGAUUGAUCACUGAUGAAGACUCAUUCGAUUUCGCAGGAGAAGAUGAAGCUCGCGCCGAAGCAUUGAGUGCAGAAAAGAACAUGAUUGUCACUUACCAGCCGAGAUCCAUCAACCACAAGAACUUCAAACAAGUUACAAUGGCUCAGGCUGAAGCAGAACUUUCAAACCAAUCUGUUGGAUCAUUCAUAUUCAGACCAUCUUCCAAAGGUAAUGAACAUAUCUCAUUGACAAUCCUCUUCCCGAACAACAUCUGCGCAAACUACGACAUCGUUGAGCAGAACAAACAAAGUGUCGAUGCUGUCGGUAAAGAUUUGUUCAUCAGAGACCAAAAGUUCUCAGAUUUGGAAGAAAUCAAGUGGAAGUUCAUCUAUCCAAUCAAAACUCAAUUGGAGAAUAUCAUGAAACACGAGAAAUGGGUUGAAGAUCCAUCCCAAGCCAAUGAAAUCAUCACUGAAGAGAAGGCAAAGAAUGAGAACAUGUUGGUUUACAGAAUAACAACAUCAAUACAAAACAAGGGUUACUUGGAACUUGUUUGGGAAGGAACUAAAGACCACAGAGUUGUUGAACCAAUCAGAUUAUUCGGUGACAAGAUCUUCUACAGACAACAACAAUAUAAUGAUAUCAGAUCAUUGAUUUUGUUCUUCAAGAAGAUCGGUUAUAAGAAGGAACCAGAAGCAAGACCAAGGCUUAUCGCUCACCAGCCAACAGAUACAGAGAAGAUGCUGGCAAGAAGAACAAAUGCUUCAAACAACAGCAAAGUUAACUUGUACGGAAGACACUAA
This is a messenger RNA of Trichomonas vaginalis G3, 4083 nucleotides long. Its product is annotated as transcription elongation factor SPT6 family. The record is from RefSeq and is a predicted model, not a curated record. Gene Ontology annotation, cellular component: transcription elongation factor complex. Bases 1 to 4083 code for a protein of 1360 amino acids. Lineage: Eukaryota; Parabasalia; Trichomonadida; Trichomonadidae. Gene Ontology annotation, biological process: positive regulation of transcription elongation by RNA polymerase II; transcription elongation by RNA polymerase II; transcription elongation-coupled chromatin remodeling. The transcript has a single exon. Gene Ontology annotation, molecular function: nucleosome binding; histone binding.